Messenger RNA from Phacochoerus africanus (Common warthog), 545 nucleotides. It is a transcript of the gene SNRPD2, whose product is annotated as small nuclear ribonucleoprotein D2 polypeptide. Gene Ontology annotation, biological process: spliceosomal snRNP assembly; RNA splicing. Gene Ontology annotation, molecular function: RNA binding. The record is from RefSeq and is a predicted model, not a curated record. Gene Ontology annotation, cellular component: U5 snRNP; U4/U6 x U5 tri-snRNP complex; catalytic step 2 spliceosome. Lineage: Eukaryota; Metazoa; Chordata; Mammalia; Artiodactyla; Suidae. The transcript has 3 exons. Bases 108 to 464 code for a protein of 118 amino acids.
GCCUCAGGAAGCGGAAGUCCCGCCCUUCUCGCUCCUUUCAGAGGGCGAAGCCAACGCGGAGACGGUGGUGACUUGAGUGCGCGGCCGCGACAACUACUGCCACCGCCAUGAGCCUCCUCAACAAGCCCAAGAGUGAGAUGACGCCAGAGGAGCUGCAGAAGCGGGAGGAGGAGGAGUUUAACACCGGGCCGCUGUCCGUGCUCACACAGUCGGUCAAGAACAACACCCAAGUGCUCAUCAACUGCCGCAACAACAAGAAGCUCCUGGGCCGCGUGAAGGCCUUUGACAGGCACUGCAACAUGGUGCUGGAGAACGUGAAGGAGAUGUGGACCGAGGUCCCCAAGAGCGGCAAGGGCAAGAAGAAGUCCAAGCCCGUCAACAAGGACCGCUACAUCUCCAAGAUGUUCCUGCGCGGGGACUCGGUCAUCGUGGUCCUGCGGAACCCGCUCAUCGCCGGCAAGUAGGCGCCCGCCCGCCCUCCUGCUCCCUCCUUCGUGAAGACCUGCCCUUCGUGAUGGGAAUAAUAAAGUCCUGCAUUUUUUCUA